Rubroshorea leprosula is the source of this 1134-nucleotide messenger RNA. NCBI's taxonomy places the organism in Eukaryota, Viridiplantae, Streptophyta, Magnoliopsida, Malvales, Dipterocarpaceae. The record is from the annotation of a GenBank genome assembly.
AAGCAACUAAUGACUUCUCAUCAGCUAACUUGAUUGGCGAAGGAAGUUUUGGCUCUGUUUAUAAAGGAAUCAUGGGUGACAAUGGAAUGCUAGUUGCAGUGAAAGUGUUGAACCUUAAGCAAAAAGGAGCAUCCAAGAGUUUUGUGGCUGAGUGUGAAGCUAUGAAAAACAUUCGUCAUCGGAAUCUAAUCAAAGUUUUGACUGUCUGUUCCAGCAUAGACUUUAAAGGGGUCGAUUUCAAGGCUAUAGUGUAUGAGUUCAUGCAAAAUGGAAACUUGGACGAGUGGCUGCAUUCAAAUGAAGUCAAAGUGGGAGUUCGGAAUUUCGGUUUCAUCAAGAGACUAAACGUAACAAUUGAAGUUGCACAUGCAAUUGAGUAUCUGCAUUACCACUGCCAACCAACAAUUGUUCAUGGUGAUCUCAAGCCAAGCAAUAUUCUACUUGAUCAUGAAAUGGUUGCUCAUGUGGGUGAUUUUGGACUGGCAAGAUUCCUCAUUUCCUCAAAGAAAUCAAGCUCCCUUGGUAUAAUAGGGACCAUAGGCUAUGUUGCUCCAGAAUAUGGAAUGGGUGGAAAGGCAUCUAUGGCAGGUGAUGUGUUCAGCUUCGGGAUUCUCUUGUUGGAGAUGAUUACAGGGAAGCGACCAACUGAUGCAACAUUCAAAGAUGGCCUGAACCUUCACCAAUUUGCCAAGCUAGCAUUGCCAGAACAUGUGAUGGACAUUGUUGAUCCUUCAUUGCUGCAGGAACUUCAAAGUACAGAUGAAAAUGUUGUGGAUACACGAAGAGACAGAAGAGAAAGGAAAGUCAGUAUCAAGGAGAUCCUCAUUACCUUUACAAGAAUAGGAGUUCUCUGCUCAAUGGAUUCUGCAAAUGAUCGAAUGGAGAUGAAAGAUGUGGUUGUAGAAUUAUGUAUUAUUAGAGAUAAGUUUCUUGGUAAUCAUUCAUAGAUUUUGAUGAAGGAAUCAAAGUAAGCUCUCUUUUUUUGGAAAAACUUUCGUUUACCUUAGUCUUUUAGCUUUUCUGCUAUGUCUGGUGUGAUUUUAUUUCUACUGGAAUGUUGGUACCAAACUUUAAGAAUUCUACUUGUGUGGGUUGCUAGCUGAGUUCAGAUGAUAAUGAACGCAAUGCAGAAGA